Zophobas morio is the source of this 1374-nucleotide messenger RNA. RefSeq lists its product as uncharacterized. The record is from RefSeq and is a predicted model, not a curated record. Lineage: Eukaryota; Metazoa; Arthropoda; Insecta; Coleoptera; Tenebrionidae. The transcript has 2 exons. The coding region runs from base 1 to 1374 and encodes 457 amino acids.
AUGCCGGGGAAGGUGUACAAGAGGUCUGGUAUACGCUUCCAGAAGCGAAAACGGAGGAUGUAUGAUAUCUGCAAAACAACACUAACCGCAAUUUUUCAGCCAAAAAAGAACUAUACGUACGAAAGGCACGUGUUUCGGUCAUUAAGCCAGAAAGAAGGCGAAACCAUUAUCCAGUUCGUCACCCGCUUAAAGGCGCAGAGUGCCAACUGCAACUUCAGAAACAACGCAGACGACAUGAUCAUCGACCAACUAAUCGAGAAAUGCACUUCAAAUGACCUGCGAAGGCAACUGCUAAAGGAAGGCGACAGUUUAACCGUAGAUCGAGCCAAGGCGCUGGGAAGAAUCUUCGAGCCCCCGAGAAGCAAGCCGGGCCAAUGGAAGCCGGAAGUCAAGACAUCCGAAGAAUGCGACGGGGAAGGUCACAGAGCGAGUGAUGAGAAGUGUCCUGCAAGGAAUAAAACAUGCAACAAAUGUGGGCUGAUAGGACAUCUGGAUAAAUGCUGCAGAACAAAGAAGAAAACGACUGAACAAGGGAAAAGAAUCCGAAACGUCGAAACUGGAGAUCCGGAAGACAGUGAGUAUGCUUUUCAAGUACAAGACGAAGACAGCGACCUAGACAGUAUUCAAGUUUUAGUCGGAGGGGUCAAGGCAAGAUUUCUUAUCGAUUCAGGUGCAACAUGCAACGUAAUAGACAAGAAGAGUUGGGAAAACCUGAAAGCAAGUAAGAUAAAAGGCACCUGUGGGGAGCCAGACACGAAGAAAUUAUACUCGUAUGGGGGACAAACACCAUUGAAGACAUUGGGUACGUUCCACACCACCGUAGAACUAGAAAAUGGAAGGAAGCUAGACUCGAUCAAGUUCUACGUCGUUGAUGUCAAGGCUACACCAAUAAUCGGAAAGAGCACUGCUAGGACGUUGGGCAUCCUGCGGACAGGACUCCCGCUACGAAACGUCAGCAGCAUAGAGGUCCCUUCCAUCGAAUCGCUAAGCAAAAAAUUUCCUAACGCUAUGGGCGAAGGAAUCGGGAAACUCCAUGAUUACUCCUUGAAAAUCGCUAUUGAUGAAAAAAUUCCACCGUUGGCACAGACUGGCAGAAGAAUACCGUUCCAGCUACGACCUUUGGUAAAGGAAAAACUGAGGGAGCUAAUAGAAAGCGAUAUAAUUGAGAAGGUCAACGAACCGGCGCGAUGGGUAUCACCAGUAGUUUGUACAACAAAGAAAAACGAAGAACUACGCAUGUGUGUCGACAUGAGGGCAGCAAACGAAGCCAUAAUCCGAGAACGUCAUCCAAUUCCAACGAUCAACGAUUUAAUUCUGAGCUUAAAUGGAAGCAAAUGGUUUUCAGAAAUUGACUUAAAAUCAGCUUUUCAUUAA